CCGGUGCAUCUUCAUCUCCCUGACGAAAGGCAAAGGCGCGGCGAGGUAAACGAGAUGGCCUGGUGGAAAGCCUGGAUUGAACAGAAGGGUGUCUCGGUGAAGAGCAGUCCCCACUUCAACCCAGACCCCGACGCAGAGACCCUCUACAAAGCUAUGAAGGGGAUCGGGACCAACGAGCAGGCCAUCAUCGAUGUGCUCACGCAGAGAAGCAACGCACAGAGGCAGCAGAUCGCCAAGUCUUUCAAGGCUCAGUUUGGCAAGGAUCUCACCGAGACGCUGAAGUCGGAGCUGAGCAGCAAUUUCGAGAGGCUCAUCAUAGCCCUCAUGUACCCUCCAUACGGAUACGAAGCCAAGGAGCUGUACGACGCCAUGAAGGGCUUAGGAACCAGAGAGGGCGUCAUCAUCGAAAUCCUGGCUUCUCGGACCAAGAACCAGCUGCGGGAGAUAAUGAAGGCGUAUGAGGAGGACUAUGGGUCCAGCCUGGAGGAAGACAUCCAAGCAGACACCAGCGGCUACCUGGAGAGGAUCCUGGUGUGCCUCCUGCAGGGCAGCAGAGAUGACUUGUGUGGCUUCGUGGACCCAGGACUGGCCCUGCAAGAUGCACAGGAUCUAUACACAGCGGGUGAGAAGAUUUGUGGGACUGAUGAGAUGAAAUUCAUCACCAUCCUGUGCACGCGCAGUGCCACACACCUGAUGAGAGUGUUUGAGGAAUAUGAGAAAAUCGCCAGCAAGAGCAUUGAGGACAGCAUCAAGAGUGAGACCCACGGCUCACUGGAGGAGGCCAUGCUCACAGUGGUGAAAUGCACCCGGAACCUCCACAGCUACUUUGCAGAGCGCCUUUACUAUGCUAUGAAGGGAGCAGGAACUCACGAUGGGACCCUGAUAAGAAACAUCGUUUCGAGGAGUGAGAUUGACUUAAAUUUCAUCAAAUGUCAGUUCAAGGAGAUGUACGGCAAGACCCUCAGCAGCAUGAUCAUGGAAGACACAAGCAGCGACUACAAGAAUGCCCUGCUGAACCUGGUGGGCAGUGACCCCUGAAGGCUCAGAAGGACAAGAGCAAAGGCCAAGAAGGUGGAGCCACUGGGUCCUGCUUGCUCAACCUUGGCCAUGGAUGGGGAUGGGGGUGGGGGGAGCCACAGCACAGCUUUCAGUCCUCUAUCUCCCAGCUUCCAGUGCUUUCCAGCCACUUUCUCUGACCCAGAAGUAAGGAUCAGCCUGGGGCUCCUACUUCCACUGUCUUCCCAAGUCAUUUUCAGGUGUGAGCACAUUGCCAACCUUAGCAUAUAUCUGAUCUGACAAAUAACCUCAGCAUGAAGGGGUCUACAGGGGCUCGUGAUGAUUUCUUUCUCCCUACACAGGAGCUUCCCAAGCCUGACUGGUCACAGAGUCCCCUAGGCUCUCAGCCCACUCCCAACUACUAAUCUGAGAUCUGCAGAGAAUAGACCAGACAAUAUGGAAUUUUAAUAAGUGUCUCAGCUGAUAUGCUUCUCUUUCAGGCAACCAGAGA
Balaenoptera ricei (Rice's whale) is the source of this 1507-nucleotide messenger RNA. RefSeq names its product annexin A8. Gene Ontology annotation, molecular function: calcium-dependent phospholipid binding; calcium ion binding. The transcript has 12 exons. Gene Ontology annotation, cellular component: cytoplasm. The record is from RefSeq and is a predicted model, not a curated record. Bases 55 to 1038 code for a protein of 327 amino acids. NCBI's taxonomy places the organism in Eukaryota, Metazoa, Chordata, Mammalia, Artiodactyla, Balaenopteridae. Gene Ontology annotation, biological process: negative regulation of serine-type endopeptidase activity; endosomal transport; endosome organization.